CUGACAAGUAUUUUAAGAGUGUCUGCCAGAGUUUUAUUUUUCUUGCUAACUUCCGAGUUGUUGGAUUCAUCUGUCCUUUUCCUUCUCCUUACACUGAUUUUAACGAAAAGACCAACCGUGAAACGACGAUGAUCGCGCGGCGGAUCUGGCGGAGCCAUCGGUUACUCCGCCCAUUCAGCUCGUUUUCUGUUUGCGCUCCACCGUUGCGAGUUCCGGAGUAUCAUUCUCAGUCAUUCGCCUCUCCGACUUCGCGCCCGUUCCUUGUUCCUUCUCUCUCUUUGAUGAAAUGGUGUGGAGGAAGUAGAAGCUGGUUUUCGAACGAAGCCAUGUCCAUAGAUUCAAAUGCAAGAGGAGGGUUCAUUGAUGUGCCACUUGCACAAACUGGGGAAGGUAUUGCUGAAUGUGAGCUUCUCAAGUGGUUUGUCAAAGAGGGAGAUCCUGUGGAAGAGUUUCAGCCACUCUGUGAAGUUCAGAGCGAUAAAGCAACCAUUGAGAUAACUAGUCGUUUCAAGGGUACAGUAGCUCUCAUUUCACAUGCUCCAGGGGACAUCAUCAAGGUUGGAGAGACUCUGGUUAAGCUGGCUGUAGAAGACCCCCAGGAUGGUCUUCUAGUAACCUCUGAUUGUCCAAAAAUUGAAGAACCAAGCUGUUCAAAGCAAAAACUAGACAGUCUUGUUGGAGCUCUGUCAACGCCUGCUGUUCGUAACCUUGCAAAAGACCUUGGCAUAGACAUCAACCUCGUGAUUGGAAGUGGUAAAGAUGGGAGAGUUUUGAAAGAAGAUGUUCUUCGAUUCGGUGGCCAGAAAGGAAAUGUAACGGAUUCAGCUCCUUCUGAGAAUGUUGUAAUCAGAGUAGACUCAGUCUCCAGCGACUUUGAAGAUAAGAUAGUUCCUCUAAGGGGAUUCAACAGAGCAAUGGUCAAGUCAAUGACCAUGGCUACAAAAGUACCACAUUUUCAUUUCGUUGAAGAGAUAAACUGUGACGCUCUUGUGGAGCUUAAACAGUUCUUUAAAGAGAACAAUACAGAUUCCACCAUCAAACACACGUUCCUUCCCACUUUAAUCAAGUCACUCUCAAUGGCUCUAACCAAAUACCCUUUCGUCAAUAGUUGCUUCAACGAGGAGUCUGUAGAGAUCAUCCUUAAAGGUUCACACAACAUUGGGGUUGCAAUGGCUACUGAACAUGGCCUUGUCGUUCCCAAUAUAAAGAAUGUUCAGUCACUCUCUCUACUAGAGAUAACCAAAGAGAUGUCCCGGUUACAAUAUUUGGCAACAAACAACAAGCUUAGCCCCGAGGAUGUAACCGGAGGAACCAUAACUCUGAGUAACAUUGGAGCAAUCGGUGGGAAGUUUGGUUCCCCUCUUCUUAACUUGCCUGAAGUUGCCAUCAUCGCUCUUGGAAGAAUCGAGAAAGUUCCAAAGUUUAAAGAAGACGGGUCUGUUUAUCCUGCAUCGACAAUGAUGGUUAACAUCGCUGCCGAUCAUAGAGUUCUAGAUGGAGCAACGGUGGCUCGGUUUUGCUGUCAGUGGAAAGAGUAUAUUGAGAAACCGGAGUUGCUAAUGCUUCAAAUGAGAUAAGAACAAAACAAAGAACAUUCAUGUUUCUUUGUAAAAAUCUCUCCCUAGAAGAGAGAACGUGAAUUGUAUGAAUCCUAAUGUUCGAAUAAGAUUAAGUUUAAUAUCUGAACUGCAGAUUAUUCUCCCAAGGGUGGAUAACAUAUCAGUAAAAUUUGAUUUGAUCAUUCCUUUA
Messenger RNA from Eruca vesicaria subsp. sativa (arugula), 1749 nucleotides. The record is from the annotation of a GenBank genome assembly. NCBI's taxonomy places the organism in Eukaryota, Viridiplantae, Streptophyta, Magnoliopsida, Brassicales, Brassicaceae.